Molecule: messenger RNA, 1305 nt
Organism: Lactuca sativa (garden lettuce)
Lineage: Eukaryota; Viridiplantae; Streptophyta; Magnoliopsida; Asterales; Asteraceae
Source: RefSeq, a predicted model, not a curated record
AUGGUUGCUUCUAAUCGUCAGCAAAUGAUUUCAAUGCAAAUCGCAAAUACCAUGGGUGGCCCUACACGAUCCCCAUUGCUAGUUGUAGAAGAAUAUGAUCAUUGGAAAGUUAGAAUGGAAAAGUUUUUACUGACCAAAGAUAAUGGUGAACAAAUAUGGAGAUUCGUCAAAGAAGGCCCUCAUAUUCCUGUAAGAACAGUUGUAAGAGAUGCAGCUGUGCAGCUCAUGCAAGAAGAUGAAGCUCGUCCAACUCCUUUAACCGCAUAUGAUAUCGAAAAGUUGCAUGCUAAUCAAGUUGCCUUCUCAGAAAUGGGGUUUGGCGUUCCUCUAUCACUCUUUGAGCAUAUCAAACUAUGCAAAUCUACCAAAGAGAUUUGGGACACUCUUCAAGAUUUGAUUGAAGGUUCCGAAAAUAUGAAGGACAAGCGCCUUACCAUAGUUGUGAAUGACUUUGAUACCUUCACCACUGCUCCAGGUGAAUCUGUAGCAUCAGCCUCCAACCGUUACCGGAUUUUAGUCAACAACAUGACUGUUCAUUGGAUUGUUCGAACUCCUUUGGAGUACAAUCUCAAGUUCAUAAACAGUCUGGGAAAAGGAUACAGAAAUGUAAAAUCCCGUCUCCAAAGUAAUAGCUCCUUAAACAAACUGAAGCUUUAUCAACUCUUUGAUGAACUUCAAGGCCAUGAGUCCAAUGUUGCUCAAACAAUAAGGGAACUCUCCGGAGGUCCUCUUGCUCUUGAGUUCACACUACUUUCUAUGAAGUACAAACGUCCCUUCAAUUCUUCCUACAAACCAUACCAAAACCGAUUCCAUGCUCCUCAUCAGAACAAUCCUCAAACAUUUUCAACUCCGGAACCUAAACCAUCUGAGAAUCCUCCUUCAUACAAACCAAACCUCCCUAAAAUAAGCUCUACUUCCGAACCGUCUCAGAAUACAAAAUCAGACAAACCAAAAAUCUUGUGUCAUAAAUUUGGUCAACCAAAUCACUUUGCCAAAGAUUGUCUAGCUGAUGCUCCACAAAAACCAAAAAUCAAAGAGUCAGCUUACUAUGUCCGAAGAGUACAAGAAAUGGCUGAAAGUGAGAAAGCCUUUGUUACUACGGUUUCAAGAGAUGUCGAAGGAUAUUGGUCCUCCAGGGAUGAUGAUGAUGUGACAACGGGAAGGAAUAUGUGUCUGAUGGCUAGACAAACGGUUAAAUGUGAUGAAGGUUAUUGGUCUUCUGGGUCCGAAGACGAAGAUGAUAUUGCUGAACCUCAUUACUGCUACAUGGCCACUAACAAUCCACCAGGUCGAAGCAUCGUUUAG